AUGCCUAUUUGUGACCUCUCAGGCACGAGCUGUGGCCGGUGGGGUUCAUGGAUGUGCAAGGACAAGGAACUUCCAACGGUACUGAUCAUUGCUUCAGUUUCCAUAUUAGGAACGUGUCUGCUCGUAUGGGUAUCCAAGACAGCAAGAGGAAAGGCUCAUCUUCCACCAGGGCCCCGUGGCUUUCCCAUACUUGGCUACCUUCCAUUUCUAGGCCCCAAUCUUCACCAACUGUUUAUGGAAUUGGCACAAAAUUACGGUCCAAUCUACAAGCUCUCAAUUGUGCAGAAGCUAUGUGUCAUAAUAAGCUCUCCAACUCUAGUAAAAGAGAUUGUUCGCGACCAGGACAUCGCAUUUGCCAACAGGAAUCCAACCAUCGCAGCAAAAACCUUCUCCUACGGUGGAAAGGACAUUGCCUUCGCACCCUAUGGCCCCGAGUGGCGCCUGCUACGCAAAAUAUUCGUGCGCGAGAUGCAGAGCAAUGCAAAUCUUGAUGCAUUUUAUUCUCUUAGGAGAAGCAAGGUGAAGAAAAGUGUGAGGGAUGUGUACGGCAAGAAGAUUGGAGAGCCUGUUGACGUUGGGGAACUGGCAUUUUUAACAGCGAUCAACAUGAUAUCAGGGAUGUUUUGGGGUGGAACACUCGGCCAGGAAGGGGAAAUCGAUAUUGGGGCCAAGUUUCGGGUAGCAGUGGCGGAGCUGGUUGAGAUACUGGGAAAGCCAAAUGUUUCAGAUUUCUUUCCCUUCCUUGCGAGAUCAGUGCAUAAAGAAGAAGCAGCAGCAAAGUGGAGAGAUGGGGGAAAUUACUGA
Messenger RNA from Hevea brasiliensis (rubber tree), 804 nucleotides. RefSeq names its product cytochrome P450 93A3-like. Gene Ontology annotation, molecular function: iron ion binding; heme binding; monooxygenase activity. The record is from RefSeq and is a predicted model, not a curated record. The coding region runs from base 1 to 804 and encodes 267 amino acids. The transcript is spliced from 2 exons. NCBI's taxonomy places the organism in Eukaryota, Viridiplantae, Streptophyta, Magnoliopsida, Malpighiales, Euphorbiaceae.